UCCUCGGCUGCAAGCCUGCAGAUGCCAUUUGAGAUGUCCCCCUUCUGUUGCUGGCGCCUGUCUGCGGUUCUUCUUGCCCUGCUCGUCUGCCUAGGGUCUGGCGGGAACGCAUUCGAGGUAUACUCGUGGCCAGAGCAGCUGGUGGUGGAGCACGGAGGGUCCUAUGAGAUCAACUGUAGUACCAGCUGUCCCUGCCCAGAUCUUGGUGGCGUGGAGACCGUCCUAAACAAGACUCUGCUGGACAAACAGCCUCAGUGGAUGCAGUUCAGGUUCUUCGAUGCCUCCAACGACACGGAGCUGCAGUGCCACUUCACCUGCUCUGGGGAGCAGCAGUCCGCGGUGGUCAGAGUCAGUGUGUUCCGCCCCCCAGAGCAAGUGCUGCUGAAGCUGCAGCCCAUGUGGGUGACUGUAGGCAAAUCUUUCAUCAUUGAGUGCAGAGUGCCCACUGUGGCCCCCCUUGAGACACUCACCCUCACCCUGCUCCGUGGCAAGGAGCCCCUGCACAUGCAGGCCUUCGGGAGGGCAACGGCUGUCCCAGGAGAGGCCAUGAUCACAUACAACAGAACGGCUCACAAGGAAGACGGUCGCCACAACUUCUCCUGCCAGGCCGAGCUGGACCUGCGGUCUCGUGGUGGGGGCAUCAUUCGCAGAACCUCAGAGCCCCAGGUGCUUGAUAUCUAUGAACCCGGGCAGGACAACCAGAUGGUCAUCAUCAUCACAGUCGUGUCAGUGCUGCUGUUCCUGUUUGUGACAUCCGUCUUGCUGUGCUUUGUCUUCGGCCAGCAGUGGCACCAGAGGCGAAGAGGCAACUACGGGGUGCAGGCAGCUUGGAGUAGACUGAGGCGGGUCUACCGGGCAUAGCCUGCACAAGGGGUGCGGCCACCCCCGUGGCAGCCACUGGGACUCAGUGUGGCUCCUCAGGGAUGUGGUCCAGCCCUGGCUGAAGGACAAUGACAAGCUGCAGAGACUUUGAGGACACUUCCUUUUCUAGUCUGAAUAUAAUCACCUUGACCUAA
Molecule: messenger RNA, 1016 nt
Organism: Miniopterus natalensis
Lineage: Eukaryota; Metazoa; Chordata; Mammalia; Chiroptera; Miniopteridae
Gene: ICAM2
Product: intercellular adhesion molecule 2
Biological process (GO): cell-cell adhesion
Cellular component (GO): plasma membrane
Molecular function (GO): integrin binding
Source: RefSeq, a predicted model, not a curated record